AUGUCCCACCCGGAUCUUUGUUUCCGAGCAGAACUUUGUAAGAUACUAUCAAAUCAAACAGCAAACUUUAAACAGCUAAUACGAGUUCACGCACACUUAGUUCGUCAAGAACGCUUUGCCGAAAUCUCUACAAAUCGCGAGACCAUCACUCAACAAGCACACGACCUCCACGAAUCCUGGAAAGAAAUAAUUAAAAGUGUAUACCGUGAUCUACGCAUAGAAUCACGCACGUGGACUUCGGAAGAGAUUGACAUUUGGAUCUGGCUCACGAAAUUCAUCACGAACAGCAUACGGGUCGGAUACCUUUUUGCGGAUCCGGAAAACUGUAUUGGUACUGCAGCACCAGAAGCUUCACCACCAAUUCCAUUCGAUGAAAUUCUGUAUACCCUACAAAUGGUCGAAAUAGAAUUCGUGCGAUUAUCUUGUCGCCUUUUGAGCUAUUAUGAAGUUUAUCCAGAAAAUCUGCGCAACAAAUAUUUGCCAAAGAUUACGAAUAAUUAUUCGUCGUCGUUAAGUGAGUAUCGCGAGUCGUUGAGAAAGUGGAUCUAUGAUGACUCGGAUAGUUGUUUGGUGGUCGGUGAACGUGGCAAAAAACUGCAGCCUGAUUGUUUUGACGAUUGUUUAAGGUUUGCUGAUUUAAUUGGGAUGAAUAGGGAUUGGCAGAUGGAUGCUCUUAAAAAGUUUGAUAAGAUGAAGAAGAAAAAAUCUCCGAGUAGCGAUACAAUGGAACAACCACCAUCAUCACCAUCGUAUUCUUCCUGA
Messenger RNA from Ambispora gerdemannii, 762 nucleotides. The record is from the annotation of a GenBank genome assembly. Lineage: Eukaryota; Fungi; Glomeromycota; Glomeromycetes; Archaeosporales; Ambisporaceae.